This is a messenger RNA of Pseudophryne corroboree (corroboree frog), 7073 nucleotides long. RefSeq names its product FCH and double SH3 domains 2 (gene FCHSD2). Gene Ontology annotation, molecular function: protein binding. Gene Ontology annotation, cellular component: recycling endosome; neuromuscular junction. Gene Ontology annotation, biological process: regulation of actin filament polymerization; neuromuscular synaptic transmission. Bases 245 to 2545 code for a protein of 766 amino acids. The record is from RefSeq and is a predicted model, not a curated record. The transcript has 21 exons. Lineage: Eukaryota; Metazoa; Chordata; Amphibia; Anura; Myobatrachidae.
GCAGCCGCCAGUACCGCAGUGUCCUCCCCCCGGCCUCCCUCCUCCUCCCCGGGCUCCUGUUACAGGCCGCCUCCGGUCACCUCCCCCCGGCCGCUGUGUCUGAGCCCCGCCGUCUCCCGCAGUCUCCCCCCGGCUGUACGUACAUGGAGCCCCCCGGACCCCCGUCCUGACACACAGCCAGCAGCGAGCUCUCCGUGUCCGGCGCCGGAGCUGGCCGGGGAAGGAGGGGACACCCCGGGGAUAUAUGGUGGUAUCGCGGCCCUGCUCCGGCACCAUGCAGCCCCCUCCGCGGAAGGUGAGGGGGGGGACGGGGGUGAAAGUUACACAAGAGCUGAAAAACAUUCAAGCUGAGCAGAUGACAAAACUGCAAGCCAAGCACCAGGCAGAAUGUGAUCUACUAGAAGAUAUGAGGACGUUUAGUCAGAAGAAAGCCGCGGUGGAGCGGGAAUAUGCGCAGACAAUUCAGAAAUUAGCCAGCCAUUACCUGAAGAAAGAGUGGCCUGUAGUGAAAGCGGAGGAGAGGAGCGAGUACAGGAACAUAUACACCGUGUGGAAAUCCUUCCUGGAAGGGACCAUGCAGGUAGCACAGACCCGUAUUAACAUCUGCGAGAACUACAAGAACUUGAUCUCUGAACCGGCCAGGACCGUGAAGUUAUACAAGGAACAGCAGCUGAAAAAGUGUGUAGACCAGUUGACAAAGAUCCAGACAGAGCUGCAGGAGACAGUGAAGGAUUUAGCGAAGGCCAAAAAGAAGUACUUUGAGGCUGAGCAGAUGGCUCAGGCAAUGCGAGAAAAAGCCGACAUCGAUGCCAAAUCCAAACUUAGCUUGUUCCAAUCGAGGAUAAGUUUACAGAAGGCCAAUGUAAAGUUAAAAGCACGGAGACAAGAGUGCAACGCCAAAGCUACCCACGCACGGAACGACUAUCUCCUCACCCUCGCAGCUGCAAACGCCCAUCAGGACCGUUAUUACCAGACGGACCUGGCUAGCACCAUGAAGACACUUGAUGGGAAUGUAUACGAUCACCUGAAGGACUAUCUCAUGGCGUUUAGCAGGACGGAGCUGGAGACCUGUCAGUCUGUACAGAAUACGUUCCAGUAUUUGUUAGAGACCUCCAGCCGGGCGUUCAUGCAGCUGAAAUUCCCCUUCUCGGUAAUGCGAGAUCACAACCUCCAGGUGUUCAUUCAAGAGAAUCCAGUGUUUCACAAGGCUCAGCCCUUUCAGUUCCAGCCCAGCGACAGCGACACGAGUCGACAGUUGGAAUCCGAGACUGGUACCACGGAAGAACACAGCCUGAACAAGGAGGCACGGAAGUGGGCCACUCGGGUGGCGCGGGAACAUAAGAACAUCAUCCACGGCCAACGUGCGCUGGAUGAGCUGGAAGGUCAGAGCACGCCGGCUUCCGAACAGGGUCGGAUGGAACACGAGCAGAAGAUUGAGGAAAUGAAAGAGAGUGUUCGCAAGGCAGAGAUUACAAAGCUGAAGGCUGAAUCCCGUCUCGAUCUCUUAAGGCAAACUGGAGUUUCUGUGGACACGUGGCUAAAGAGCGCAAUGAACCAGGUGAUGGAAGAACUGGAGAACGAGCGAUGGGCGAGUCUUCCCACCAUGAUCAAUAAUGGCUCUUCUCACUUGGGGGGCACCGAUGUGGACAGAGAUGACAGCGAGGAGCUGGAGGACAGUAUGGAUGCGUUCGAUGACAGUAGCUCAAGUCCUUCGGGAACGCUGAGGAAUUAUCCGCUGACCUGCAAAGUCAUCUACUCCUACCAGGCAUCUCAGCCAGAUGAGCUGACUAUAGAGGAACAUGAGAUGAUGGAAGUGAUCGAGGACGGAGACAUGGAAGACUGGGUCAAGGCAAGGAAUAAAUCUGGGCAGGUGGGAUAUGUCCCGGAGAAGUAUCUCCAGUUUCCUACGUCCAACAGUCUGCUCAGCAUGCUCCAGUCCCUGGCCGCUAUGGACAGCCGCUCCCACACGUCCAGCAAUUCUAACGAUGCCGAGAUGGUCUCGGGAAGCAUGAACGGCGACUCCAGCGUCUGUUUUGUGAAAGCACUUUAUGAUUAUGACGGCCAGACGGAAGACGAACUGUCGUUCCCGGAAGGAGCCAUUAUCCGCAUCCUAAACAAGGAGAAUCAGGACGAUGACGGCUUCUGGGAGGGGGAGUUCAAUGGCCGCGUUGGCGUUUUCCCCUCUGUGUUGGUGGAAGAAUUAGCCGGGUCCGAGAACGGUGACUCUCAGUGGAUCGAAGACAUUCAGGUAUCCCCUUCCCCCAAGCCGCAGCCCGCCCUUCCUGCGCUGCCUCUGUAUGACCAGCCUCCCACCAGUCCCAUAUACAGUCCAGACAAGAGCGGCUCCAUAUACUUCCCACGCUCCCCGUCUGUGGCUGAAAACAACAUCAAUUUGGAAUCUCCUUCAGCAUCUCAGCCUCCACGGAUCACGCCCGACGGGUUUCACGGCAAGUUACGCCCCGUGCGAGCGGCCCCCCCGCCCCCCACACAGACCCACCGGCGACCACCGGAAAAGACAGAAGAUGUGGAAAUUACGUUGGUUUAACAACGACACCUGGGAAUCUCUGCUGCAGUCAAGGCCCAAAUAAGUCAUUUGGCCCCGAACUUUUAGGCACCUUCGGCACAUCGAGAAGCUGAGUAAUGGAAGCGAGAACGUGUCGGACUUAUGUGCCUUUUUUUGUUUGUUUUUAUUCAUGUUUUAAUUCGGAGUGUAAUCUAGCCUCCCUUAGCAGAUACUAACGGGGUGAGAAUGUGCAAUCAUGAGGAAUGUAAUGGCAGUGGUAGGGUUGAGGUUUUGUCGGCACAAUUCUAGGGAAGAGGAAAAGGCGCCUGAUGUGCCGGCUCUUUCUUGCUGUAUCUCUUUUUCUUUUUUUCUCCCUGUCUCCAGAUAUUAACUUUCUGCUGAUAAUUAGUAGUUCUCCUCCUUAUAGUGACGCCAGUUAAAGAUGCAGGAUUAUUAAUGUCGCAGUAGAACUUGUACCAAGAUGGGCAAACUCAAAAGCCAUCAUUUAAUCAAACCUCGCUGGAUACAAGAUUGCGCUGUUGUGAAGCUGCUCGUGGUGUACGGUCGUGUUCACUUAUCAGAAUGGGAACGGAUCUCCUAAGGGGACUGCGCUAUAUUAUCUCAGAAUGGGACUACACUACUACCACCACUUCUUGUAUUAUAGAUGAAGGUGACCGGAUGUCAGACAGCGACUGUGGUAUUAUCACAGAAGGUGAUUGGAUCUCGGGCCGUGGUUUUGAUAUCCGUUCCCGCGGUGGUAUCGCAGGAGGUAAACUUAUCUCAGACUAAGACUGUGCUGCCAGGACACGUGGUAGUAUUAUCCCAGGUGAAUGGAUCUCAGACCAGGACUGUGCUGCCAGGACACGUGGUUGUAUUAUCAUAGGAGAUGAUCGCACUUCGGACCGUGACUGCGCUAUCAGUGCUCAUAGUAUUAUAUCACAAGCAGAACGGACCUGGAAACAGGAUUGCGCAAUUAAUUCUCACAGGCUGGGGAGAAACAAAAGAGCUGCAAGCUGCAUCCAGGGUCCCUCGACCCUUGAAGGCUACAUCAUGUGCACCAACCGCGUGGGCCUGGUAGACUGCAUCAUGAGCACCAACCGCGUGGGCCUGGUAGACUGCAUCAUGUUCACCAACCGCGUGGUCCUGGUAGACUGCAUCAUGUGCACCAACCGCGUGGGCCUAGUAGACUGCAUCAUGUGAACCAACCGCGUGGGCCUAGUAGACUGCAUCAUGUGAACCAACCGCAUGGGCCUGGUAGACCGCAUCAUGUGCACCAACCCACGUGGUCUUGGUAGACUGCAUCAUGUGCACCAACCGCGUGGUCCAUCAAUGGAACAUUGCGCAGGGCGGCUGUAAAUCUGUCCAUGAGUUUGUGUCCUUUAAAUGCCCAAAAAUGUGAUGGAUCCAAUUGCUGAGUAUGUCCCAUGUACAGCAGUACCAUGUAAUGAUUAGGCUACAGAACGAGCCAGGUGUUGGUCUGCAAGCUGGUGGUCUUUCCAAUCCAAUCUGAAGUAGGCCUUUUAGGUCCGAGCUCUAGAACUCAAGUUAAUAUUAAUACUGUAUUGUGUUGUUAAUCCUAUCACUGCUGUGGUUGCACCGACCGGGGGCUGGUCAGAGGCGCCUGUGCGUAGGCUCGUAGGGGGUCCUCAUAGAAUAAUUCUAUUAUAUGUGUUAGUACAGUAUAUUACUGUGUUCAUAGGAAUGUGUUUAAAAUGAUCCUGAUUCUCCAGUUAUCUGUAUAUUGAAAUGAAGCUAUUCCGUUGUAACACACAGAACACUGGCGCGUUGCAGAGCAAUUCGCCGAUGAGCUGUGGGUGCUGCAGAACGGGUUACACAAAGGGAAUUAAGGGGCUGGCUCCUCUCAUUACUAAUCCAGAUAUUGAAAAAAACAAAAAACCCUAGAAAAAAAAUAUAUAAUUAUAUAUAAGUAUAUAUAUAAUAUGCUGUAAAGACAUAUGAUUAAGCACCUCUCUCCAAUAAUUAAUCAUCCAGAACCAGUGUAAUGAACUUUAAUAUUGAUACUUACGCAGCUCAUUUCAUCUAGUCGUGGCACUGCCGCUACUAGUGCCAUAUUACCCUCCUUCUGCCUCACUCUAUACAGUCUCAUUUGAAGCUAGAGACAUAGCUUUAUGUAUAAAGUAAUUCUAUAUACAGCUAUUUUGUGGGCCGAGGCAAUAUAUAAUCUGUCCGUUUACUGGGAAUGAAUGAUACCCCCGAGCCAUGAGGAAAAAAGUUCCUCAAGCCUCGGUGAUGUUGCAAGGUCUCUAGAAUAUUGGGUCAGCCCACAAAAUGGAUGCGCACAUUUCAACUGUACCCAUUUUGUACAAUCUUUAGCUUGCUUAAGAGCUAAAAAGCGUAACUGAAUGUAAACCGCUGGACUCUUCAGUAGUCAGAGACGCAUAUCAGAAAGUCCAGUUAUACGCCAAUCCUACAAACGCUGUCUUACCGUGUUCUUGCCUCCUUUUGUGGGCUUAGUUAGAAAUGGCUGCUAUUAGCCUUUUCUCCAGACAAUAACACCUACAAAGUGGGAAUUGAUUUUUACCUCACACCAUAAAGGCAGCCAUUUUGUGUCAGAGACGCAUAUCAGAAAGUCCAGUUAUACGCCAAUCCUGCACAUGCCGUCUUAUUGUGUUCUGGUCUCCAUUUAUGGGCUUGGUCAGAAAUGGCUGCCAUUAGCCUUUUAUCCAGACAAUAACACCUACAAAGUGCGGAUUGGUUUUACCUCACAUAGUGAAGGCAGCCAUUUUGUGGGUUAAAGCAGUGUUUGGCUAUGCCAGUAGUUCUUCGUAACUGGCUGACAUCUUACAGAACGGCUGCCUAAACUGUGUAUGUGGUUGGCAGGUAGUCUUUAAUACCUUAAAUGUUAGUUCUCUGGCUGUUCUAAAUGUAUUACUGUAGGGUUUAUCCAAUUAACUAAAAUCCAUAUAAUGCACAAGUGUCAUCACAUGUAUGCAUACCUUUUAUAUGUGCUUGAACUGUGUCUAGAUAUGUCACCACAUAUCAUCCGCGCUAACGUCAUCCCUUCAGCAUUCGUAACACGUGUUUAUCAUGACCUCCUAUAGAGUAUAAAGGACAUUAAUGUCAACAUUUGCGUGUGGGCGAAGUUACAUGCAUGUUGCAGUCUGUAUACUUGUCACUAACAGACAGGGGAGACAGACAUCGUGUGAGCUUAAUAAACACUUGCUGGAAGCCAGUAAAACAUCUCCGAGGCAUGAGGCUUUUUGUGCCUCAGGGGUGUCUCUAUCUCAGAGUGAAUUGGUAGAGUUCAUGUAUGACGGCUCAAAAUAUCUGUCUCCCGUCACUGUAACGAGGUGACGAGUAUGCAUUAGUGACUCUCCAUACGCAGGUGGUAAUCCGGAUUAUUUAGCUGUACAGUCCAUUUUGAUUACAGCGUAUAUACGUUGUAACUGAUUCCUAAAAUGCUCGCUUUAUGCAGAUAUAAUAAUCAGAUUGUACUGAGCACAGACAGAGGCUGGGGGUUUAAAAAUCCACAGGUAAUUCUAAGUAUUUAAUGAUAAACAGUAGAGACUUAAUUUGGCUAUCCUGUGAUUGCUAUAAGAAUCUUAAUUGCUUGGGAAAAAAAAAAAAUGAUUUGCGGAUCAUUAAGCGAGUUUUACGCCAUAGUUAUAUUACAUUUCUGGUUCAUGUUGCAUAUAUACUAUAUAAAUGUUUUUUUUCCUUCUCUGUGGCCAGAUAAGGAGAAUGUAACUGUACUCAUAGGAUUGUCAGCAAACUAUCACCAUUACCGCGCUGUGAAUUCCUACAUACAGAGGAAGACAAAAUGGUUGUUGCGCUGUUCAAAUGCUUCUAUCUUGUAUCUUCUUUGAAGAUUUGUUUAACCCCCCCCCACCACCUUUUUCCUUCCCCCCCCCCCCCCACCAUAAAUUUCGUCUGUCUACAUUGUCUCAUUGUCUGUACGCUAAUAUUACUUUGAAAUAACAUGAGCAAAUAUUAUUUAGCUUUUUAUAAAAGAAAAAUAUAUAUAUUCGCCAUUUAUUAGCCGAGCGCGGGUCUGCUGCAGAUUCGGGGUGUGUUUACCGGCCACCCUUGCACGAUGGGGGCCGCCAUUUUGCCCAGUCUUUAUGAGAAUGCAGCGUAUUAAUUCACUGAAGCAUGAGGCACGGAUGCCUUGUGCCUCAGCCGUGUCACUGCUCCGAAUGAAUGGAUAGGCUGAAUUGGUUUAGCCCGCAGUGUGUCUGCCUCCACUGUGUAGAGGUAAAUUGUCGUUUUUAAAUCAUUUUUGACCCCUCCAGGUUUUGGCCAGUUUUUUUCGCCUUCCCACCUUUCAUACGUUGAAAAGAAAAAGUGUUAUCUGAAACUCUGAAAGAAAAAAAAAACUAUAUAUUUUUGGUAGGUAUGAGCUGCUAAUUUUAUUUAACAGAACAUUGUACAAAAACAAAAUAAAUAAAAAAUUCCUGUUGGUAAGCUGAUAUUGCACCUGAUAUCACCGUGUACAGUUGCCCAGUGCAGAUUAAGCAGGUUCUUGCUUCUUUGUAUUGGCUGUAAAAAGUUUGUAUUUAUUAUGUAUAAAUUGUUGAAUAAUAAAAAAAAGAAAAAGUGAAAUAUACAA